UGUCACGUACCUAUCCAAUGUGGACACCUGCAUCUGAUAAUACCUAUAAGAUUCAAUCUUGGAAGAUUCCGAUACACGCACCCGCAAUUAGGCUUCUAUGUGCCUGUUUGCCUAAUACCUAGGUACCUUCCCAGGUAAUACCUUAAGUACAUAAAAGCCCCGCGUCGGUCCUGCUGUAUUUGACCCCCCAUUGGACCCCUCAAACCCCCUCGUGAUACAUACUGGCGAACUCAAGCAGAGCUACUUCCACUAGAAAUUACCACCGUCCUUCUUUCUUCCUUGUAGCUUCCUUUCUCAUCCUCCUACUCGCCAUAGCCUACAAUCUGGCUGCCCCACGAGCUCUUUCCCGUCUUACCUCGUAUCUUAACCAGAUACGACCAAAGACUAUUCCCUCAACAACUCUCUUCCCCUUCACACGCUCAACUUCUCCAGAUCGAUCAAUUGUGACCGCCACUAUGGCUCCGGAUAAGUACAAGAACCCUCCCCAGGCACCGCCGACUUUCACGGGUACCAAGGAGUCUAUUGUCAAAGACGCCCAGACCAUUUGCGACACUACGAGGUCUUUGCUAGACAAGCUUGUUGCUGAUGUGUCUGCCUCAACCGCAACUUUUGCUUCGGUCCUAGCACCCAUAGCAGGAGAUGAGGACGAGUCUCAGUUGAACACUCGAAUCCUCGGCUUCUACCAGUAUGUUUCGAGCGACGCUGACCUAAGAAAUGCUUCCACCGAGGCGGAGAAGAUCAUGGAUGAAUUCUCUAUUGAGUGCAACAUGCGCGAGGAUGUUUUCAAACUUGUCGAUGCUGCCUUCCAGGCUCAGAAGAGUAAAGAGCCCGAUCUCGAUGCCGAAAGCUUGCGACUACUCGAAAAAGAACGGAAGGGUUAUAUCAGGAAUGGAUUAGGACUACCCCAGGGUCCCCAGCGAGAUCGCUUUAAGGAGAUUAAAAAACGUUUAAGCCAGAUAGGUAUCGAGUUCCAAAAGAAUCUCAAUGAAGAGGACGGCGGGCUAUGGUUCACCAAGGAAGAAUUAGACGGCGUUCCGUCUGACGUGACCGAUGGUUUAGAAAAGGGAACAGGGGAGAACGAGGGAAAACUGAAGCUUAGCUUUAAGUAUCCUGACCUUUUCCCUACCUUAAAGUUCGCUAAAAACCCGGAAACGAGGAAGAAGGUCUUCAUUGCAAACGAGAACAAGACUAACCAGAACGUCGCCCUCUUCAAAGAGGCUGUUCUAUUGCGUGAUGAAGGUGCCCGACUCCUAGGCUACCCCAAUCAUGCCGCUUUCCGCAUAGAAGAUAAGAUGGCUAAGGAGCCAGCUACGGUCAACGUCUUCUUAUCAGAUCUUCGAAAACGCCUCGCGCCGGGCGGUGAGAAGGAAACGAAUCAUUUGCUUGAACUGAAGAAAAAAGAUGAGGAGUCGAGAGGUCUUAAGCCGGAUGGAAACUAUUACCUCUGGGACCAUCGCUUCUACGACCGCAUGAUGGUGGAGCAGGAAUAUAACAUUGACGAGGUCAAGAUUGCGGAAUAUUUCCCGUUGCAAAGCACAGUUCGAGCCAUGUUACACAUCUUUGAAGAGUUAUUUGGUCUAGUUUUCGUGGAACUAGACCCCAGCGAGCGUAAGAGGUUAUCUCCGACCAGUAAGGCCGAAGAUAUUGCUUGGCAUGAAGAUGUCAUUCUCUUCUCCGUCUGGGAUGACAGCUCCGAGGGUGAUGGCUUUGUUGGCUAUCUCUAUCUCGAUCUACACCCACGGCAAGGCAAGUAUGGCCACGCUGCCAACUUCAAUUUGCAACCCGGUUUCCGGAAGAAGGACGGAACGCGUAGGUAUCCUGCUACUGCCCUCGUAUGUAACUUCUCUAAGCCGACGGAGAAGAAGCCCUCUCUCCUGAAGCACGACGAAGUGGUAACCCUUUUCCACGAGCUUGGACAUGGUAUCCAUGAUUUGUCUGGCCGAACUACGUACAGUAGAUUCCAUGGCACGGCGACAGUUAGAGACUUCGUUGAAGCUCCGAGUCAGAUGCUUGAGAAUUGGUGCUGGACACCUAGUCAGCUCAAGGCCCUCUCGAAUCACUAUGAAACUGGCGAGAAGAUCCCCGACGAAUUGAUCGAGAAGCAGAUCUCAACCAAGCACGUCAAUGACGCGCUAUUCAACCUUAGGCAAUUGCAUUUUGGUAUCUUCGACAUGACAGUGCACUCCCCUGCUACCCACGAGGAACUAGAAAAGACUGAUUUCAGUGCCCUAUUCAACGACCUACGGACCCAGAUCGCUGGCCUUAAGGGCCCUGAAGCUCUUGGAGAGCCAAGCACCUGGGGUAAUGGACAGGCAACCUUCGGUCAUCUCAUAGGGGGUUACGACGCAGGUUACUACGGCUACCUAUCCUCGGAGGUCUACAGCACCGAUAUGUUCUAUUCCGUCUUCAAGAAAGAUCCAAUGAAUGGAAAAGAGGGCCGUAGAUACCGCCAUACCGUGCUAGAGCGCGGAGGUAGCCAGGACGAAAUGACGACUCUUGAACAAUUCCUUGGUAGAAAACCUAGCAGUGACGCUUUUUAUGCGGAGUUGGGUCUUACUGCACUUACAUCUGCAGCGUAAGAAAAUAUUUAUAGAUGGGCCAACGCUAUGGUAUGGUCUAAUAUAGAUAGUAUGGAGUUAUUCCGAGGUUUGCAAGUUGUUGCUACUGCCUCUACUCCGGCUAUAUACUAGUAGAUCUCCUAAUUCCUCCAUUACUUUUAUGGAGCCAAUUAGCCUACUAUAGAACUGAUUAAAAUGCGAAAUAAAGAUUUUGUAUUAUA
Messenger RNA from Daldinia decipiens, 2779 nucleotides. RefSeq names its product Metalloprotease. The transcript has 3 exons. Bases 456 to 2579 code for a protein of 707 amino acids. NCBI's taxonomy places the organism in Eukaryota, Fungi, Ascomycota, Sordariomycetes, Xylariales, Hypoxylaceae. Gene Ontology annotation, molecular function: metalloendopeptidase activity. Gene Ontology annotation, biological process: peptide metabolic process; proteolysis. Gene Ontology annotation, cellular component: mitochondrial intermembrane space. The record is from RefSeq and is a predicted model, not a curated record.